Postia placenta MAD-698-R-SB12 is the source of this 1317-nucleotide messenger RNA. RefSeq lists its product as hypothetical. The annotation marks the transcript as partial. The transcript is spliced from 3 exons. Gene Ontology annotation, molecular function: zinc ion binding; nucleic acid binding. The record is from RefSeq and is a predicted model, not a curated record. Lineage: Eukaryota; Fungi; Basidiomycota; Agaricomycetes; Polyporales; Adustoporiaceae.
GGUCCUGAGACUAUCAUCUACCGUUGCGAGCAGCAACCGUGCCCGAAUCGAACACCCCGAUCGAUCCCAGAAGAUUACCCGCGCUACAAAGCGAUCCGACGAGCGCAACACCCACUCGGACCCCGAAGCACCCUAGCAUCUCGAUCGGCCUCGCGGCACUCUCGCCCUGUCUCCCCUAGCUCCCGUCUCCCUCAAACUGUCAUCACCGAUCCAGAUCAAGCGCGAGGAGAUCUCCCUCCAGACCCUGCGCCAGAGCCAGAGCCUGAGGAGAGUGAGGGUGAAGAAGGAGUCUCGGAGUCCGAGUCCGAGGAUUCUGUUGGGUCCGCCUCGCCGACAGCGUUCGCCCCCGCGUCAGCAGUCCCUGACCUGCCUCCGCCCCCGCAACGUCCUCCGUCCCCCCCGACGCCGAUAAUGUCGUCCCCUGCAGCCGCCCCCGACAAGGAGACCCUAAAGCUCCUCCUCCCCCUCCGCUAUGACGGCAAAACCGUCAUCGAAUGCGACAGGUUCCUGUCGCAACUUCGUAUCUACUGGUUGAUCAACAUGUCGUUGACGACCAUCGAGCUGAAGGUACAAGUUGCGCUAAGCCUGCUCGAUGGCGACGCCCGCGCCUGGGCCACGCCUUACUUCGCCCAACUCGCAUCAGUGCAGAUGGGUGUGCAAGGGGUCACAACCCCCUUCAGGAACGAAGCGGCCUUCACCGCUGCCUUCACAGCUCGCUUCGGCAAUCUCGACGAUGCGGCAGCAGCCCAGGUGGAGCUGGCGAAGCUCUGCGCGGACAAGUCGGUCCGCGAAAAACGCACGACGGCGGAAUUCUCCGCGCUGUUCAAGGGUCCGGCGGACCGUUCCGGGUAUGGGGACCUGGAACUACGCGACAAGUACCUGAGCGGUAUCCCCUCCCGCGUAUAUCGCAAGAUCGAGCUCGAGACCUUCACCACGUGGCGAGCCGCUGAAAAGCGAGCCACUGAGGUCGAGCAGAUCCUCGACAUCAGCCGGGCCCCUUCGGCCAGCAUCAAUGCGGCCGUCGGAAAAGGAGACUUCCCUGGCACAUGCUUUGGCUGCGGGAAGCAAGGGUACCGUCGUUUUGAGUGCCCUAAUUGUAAGGAUAAGCCUUACACAAAACGCGCCGAUGCGCGGGCUACGGUUGCCUCGGGUUCCACCCAGGCGGCGACAAGCGCCCCCGUCGCUUCAUCCUCGGCGAGUACAAGCGCCGCUUCAGCGAAAUCGGAAAGCUCCGAGCUGGCGGACUUGAUAGCACAGAUGAAGUCGAUGCGCGAGGAGCUCGAGCACUAUCGAGCCAUGAAGGAGGAGUCUUUUUAA